AUGAGAAAGUCAGUAUUCUUUAAUUGGGCCAAUACUCUAAUUGGGCCCUCUGUACUUGAGAUGCCUACAAUCUAAAUGGGGUCGUAUACGAAGAGAGGCAUGCCGUUCGUUAUUUAUAUAAUACGCUGUUCAGAUGAAGAUCCCCUGCCAUGAUCUCGGGAUCUUCGAGUGAAGGGAACGGAGAUAUACUGACGUUCUUGUUUGCAUCUGAACUAGUUCCAGGGCUUCUUCCUUUCUCGAACUCCACACUGUUAUGAACUGCAGGGUUGGUCUGAGAGAUGAUUACCCUUGUGACACCAUCAACGAGAUGACUACAAUGGUGGCCGCAAAGUUGGUCUGAGAGCUCGCGGCGAAAAUUGCCAAUUGAAGCCCCACCCACUAUUAGCUUUUGCUACGGUCUUUACUAUCCCGAGGCAAGUUUUUACCCAUGAGUGAGAGAAAGAGAAAGAGGGAGAGAGAGAGCGAGAGAGAGAGAGAGAGAGAGAGAGAGAGAGAGAGAGAGAGAGAGAGAGAGAGAGAGAGAGAGAGAGAGAAGGAGAGAUAAAAUCCAUAUGUCCUAGGGACUUAUCCCUAAUUAACCAUAGUUUGAGAGGUUUUGAUAUUCGAGAGAUAUUCUUAUAUCAAUGAGAGGAUGUGUCGUCAACUAAUAUCCUUAAAGGCUCCCCCUUCUUCUAGUCAUCAGCUUGAGUAGAACCCUACGAUGGCUACAGCUUUGGGGUGAGAGGAGAGCAUGUGGGAGUUGUUUGAACGAAAGGAGCAAUCUCCUCAUUAGUACUUGGAUAGUACUAGAAUCAUGUGUUUGGCCUCUGUUGUGCUUUGUGGGGAUGCCUCCACCUUUAUGAGAGUUCCACGAGAAUUGAACCAAACUGGUUUUGGUUCAAACAUGUACUAGGGUUGUAGUGUAAAUAUCAUACUAAAAAAAGCAUCUUAUCUUUCUUGUUAGAGAUUCGGGUCUUAUUUCUCAACAUGGAAUAAAGACUGAAGGUUUAAUCUAAUUGUUGCUAAAUCUCUAUUGUCUUAAGAUGUCUCUAUCGAAAGAUGCUCCAAUCCACACAAAGAAGAUGACUAGUUGGUGUAUUCUUCUUAUUUACUUCAAAUAUCUUUACUUCUUGACCAUCACAAUUAGUUUUCUUCUUAGUCAUUGAGCAUCAUUUUCUGAUGUUGUGACAUGAAUGGCUAGUUGGUCCAUUUUUCUUCCUUAAUCUUGUGCAUUUGAGGUGAGGAAUAGCUUGGAGAUAUUAACUAAAAAGUAAAUCAUUUAGAAUUGAUUCAAUCAAUUAUAUUUGAAAACUAUCAUGAGUUUGUAUUGAUUUAAAUAUGUUUGAGACAACUUCUGUCCCUAGAUUCACUUAUUUCCAAAUAUUUGAGUGAACCCAAUCAUAUAGGGAGUUGCAAGCCAUCAAACAUUCAUGUAGAUUAGAUGAAUUUUUUUUCUUAAUUUGGUCUUAGUUGAUUAUAACCAUACUAAAAGGGAGAUGACAAAUCAGUCAUCUCCUCAGCACAUGGCAUAGACUAGAGAUCCUCACUUGGAGAUAUGGGAUAAGGAGUAUUCUAAAAUCAUGAUGUGGUUAUGGAGUCUUAUGAUACUAAAAAUCAAUAAUGAUCAUCUGUUCUUAAUGAGAACCAAUGAAAUCUGGUUAAUGUCUAUCAAACUUAUUCAAGAGCUUGUGACACAACAUAAGCAUAUGACCCAAUAUUGUUGAAGUCUCAACAUGAUACCUAAAGUAUUUAGCUUUCAUUAUGAUGUGUAAGUUGAGAAAAUCCUUAGAGGGGCUCAUGCAAUCACUUCAGACUUGAUUUGAGGUUUACAAAAACUAUGACCGCAAUAUAUUACAAACAAAGUUAAUAUCACACAUUAUUUUUUAAACAUUCAUCUUCAAGGAAACUUAUAGGUAUGAUUAUUAUAUAUUGAUUAUAUAAUUAAUAUUUUUUUUCAAGGGAAAUAAUUUAAAUUCAAAUAUUAUAAAGCUUGAAAUAUUUUCUUGGAAUCAAAGUAGUUCACUCAAUAAAGCAUAUUUUCUUAAUCAAAAAAUAUAUUACAUAACUUUUUAAGGAAAUGGGCAAAACCAUGUGUAGAUAGGAAGAUGUAUCAAUAAUUGGUUAGAAGAUAAAUUAUUUAUCUUAUCAUAACAAGAUAUAAGAUAUGCAAUAAGUAAUGUUAGUAUGUUUAAAUACAAUUCUAAGUACACGUGCAUAUAACUUGUUGAGUGCUACAUUAUCCUAAAGGUAUUUCAUUAGAGAGGAAUCUAUGAUUAAUACUUGGUAUAUUUAUUGAUGGUAAUUAGGAGGAAUACAUAAUAAAUAGGAGUUUUACUUCAUUAUAUUACAUCUUUCCUUAUUGAAAACCUUAUAUCAUGGCAAAGAAAGAAGCAUAAAAGUACAUGUAAAUUUUUCUUUGAUUUAGUGAAGAGAGAAUAAUGAGAGUUGUUGAUAGCAGCACUUACCAUCUUAAUCAACAACAUGUAGCAUUAAGAAGGAUUAUAAAUCAUUUUAUCUCAUUAUUUAAAUUCAGUGAAGAGAGGAGAACUGUUGGCAAUAAUAAUUAUCAUAUUUUUAAGUGACAUGUUGAGAAAUAGGUUUGUCUACAAUGUUAGUUGGUGAUAUAAACCUACAAUAAUAAUAAUAAUUUUUUUUGGAAAUGACAUCUUAUUUCUUUAUCAAUGACAUAUUGAGCAGUAGAUUUAUUGGAAAUAUUAGGUGUUACGACUUUUUUGCUUCUUUCCCUAAAUUUGGUAAAUAAAUAAUAAUGUGUGACCUAUUGAUAGUGACACUUACUAUUUGUGUCAACAACAUGUUCACCAAUAGGUUUGUUAACAUAAUGUUUAAGUCCAUUGAAAACAUUUUCAUCUCCAUUUAGAUCUUUGGUCUAGAUGAUGCAAUAUCUAGUUCUAUUGCCAACAAUUUUGAAAGAGAGAAUAAAUUUCUAAAUAUCGACCUUCAUCACCAAUGUGUAUGUUGAUUUUAUUUUCUCUACUAUCUAAGAUGAACUUUUCUAAUGUUUAUCUUAAGGGGAGUAUUGAAUUUUUAAAUUGUGAUUUUAUUUUGGGGGGUAAUAUAUACAAACUUGAGAAUAUAUUGAAAAAUUCUAUGUAGGGUUCACAUCAUAUAUAAUGGGUGAUAAAUAGUAAUGAUAAGUGAUGUGGUUUCUUGCUCCUCCUAUCAGUCCUCUAAGAGAAAGGAAAAUUCCUUCUUCCUCUCUUUGGUGUUUAUUUUAGAUAGUGAAAUACUCUAUUAAUUGCAUGUAAGUACACAUAUUUUUUAGUGUGUAUGAAUUAACUAAUUACACUCACUAGAUAUGUUAUAUCUAGCUACAUAUUACAUAUUAGAUAGAUAAGUUAGUCUUUUGACCAAAUGUUGAUACAUCUCCUUGUGAAUAGUAAUAUCUUCAUAUGUGCCAUAUGUUUGGAGUUUGUAUCUAUUUCAAUACUUGUUGUUUUUUUUACAAUAUUGUCUAUAUCUUUGAGAAGAUCAAUAAUAUAUUUAAUGUGAGAUAAGGAUACAUUUCAUUGAGUGGGCUACUUUGAUUCCAAGUAUUGCAACAUUCUCAAUAUUUUAUGUCAAUUUUUUUUAUAGUAAAUCAUUCCAGCUCAGCCCAAGAAAGCGCUAGCAACAACAGAAAGGAAGGGGUGCAACGUUUUCCUAGAAGUACUUGAGAAGGACCACCUUAUACCAUCCUUAAAUCCAGCAAACCUCAGAAACAAGAAGUCCUUCACUCUAAAUCUGGGGCCAAAGGGCACUGGGUAUUAUAUGGGAGAAUGGGAUGAUAAAGACUAA
This is a messenger RNA of Spirodela intermedia, 3774 nucleotides long. The record is from the annotation of a GenBank genome assembly. NCBI's taxonomy places the organism in Eukaryota, Viridiplantae, Streptophyta, Magnoliopsida, Alismatales, Araceae.